This is a messenger RNA of Naegleria lovaniensis, 459 nucleotides long. RefSeq lists its product as uncharacterized. The coding region runs from base 1 to 459 and encodes 152 amino acids. The transcript has a single exon. The record is from RefSeq and is a predicted model, not a curated record. NCBI's taxonomy places the organism in Eukaryota, Heterolobosea, Eutetramitea, Acrasida, Naegleriidae.
AUGGGCAAGAAAGAUUCCUCAGCCAGUAAUAAUAUUCCAUCACUCGAAUCAGCAAAACCCAGAGACUGUGAAGCCUUGUGUUCUCACAUUGAUGAGUUGUUAUUUCAGGAAAGCCGCAAAACCAAAGCACAUAACCUCCGAGAUGAGAUUCUCUCCUUUCCCAAAGCUCCGAAUAAUAAUGAAACCAAACUUUUGGGAUCAUCCAUGACGAUGACAACAACCAGUGGCAGAGAGGACAUCGAUCGUGGCAAUUAUCAACCAAGCCCACCCUCGAAUUUCCAUCAACAAUGUUUGCAAUAUUGCGUAGCACCAAAUUCUGUAUUGAAUCUUGUUUCCUCGGAAUGCAUCAUGAAAGCAUCGAAUGAGAAGAAAGCCAAUGAAUGUCUUUCACCUCAAUCCAAAUCCUACAAGAAAACACUCAAGAAACUGUCCAAGAAAUUAUCAACCAAAGAGAAGUGA